This is a messenger RNA of Leucoraja erinaceus (little skate), 3940 nucleotides long. RefSeq names its product helicase, lymphoid specific (gene hells). Gene Ontology annotation, biological process: pericentric heterochromatin formation; DNA methylation-dependent constitutive heterochromatin formation; negative regulation of gene expression via chromosomal CpG island methylation. The coding region runs from base 332 to 2965 and encodes 877 amino acids. The transcript is spliced from 22 exons. The record is from RefSeq and is a predicted model, not a curated record. NCBI's taxonomy places the organism in Eukaryota, Metazoa, Chordata, Chondrichthyes, Rajiformes, Rajidae. Gene Ontology annotation, molecular function: ATP binding; ATP-dependent chromatin remodeler activity; chromatin binding. Gene Ontology annotation, cellular component: nucleus; pericentric heterochromatin.
CAAGUGCCCCCACCCCCCCUCCCCUCGGUUGCACCGUUGGACUCGCCGGCAAAUGGCGCGAAAACUGAGAACGGCGCGAGUGCAAAGCUGGGACUAACGUCGGGUGCAGGGUCGAGAGCGGGAAGUACAACGCCGGGAAUAACGCCGGGUGCGGGGAGUGCAUCGCUGCCAAGAACGCUGGUGCGGGGAGUAUAACGCCGGGUACGGGCAAGUGCAACUACGGGGGUAACUUCUGGUGCCCAGUGGGUGCAACGCCGGCAAUAACUUUAGGUGCCGAGAGGGUGCGAGUAGUUGCAGCGCCGGCAGUAAAGCUGAGUGUUGGGACGGAGAGAUGGCCGAGACCAGGAACGGUGAGGUUGCGGCGCCCAGGAUGGCCGGGCUCAGGAAUGGUGACAUGCCCGGGCACAGGAAUGGUGACAUGGCCGGGCUGAGGAAUGGUGAGGCCACCGGGCCAAGGAACGGUGAGAUGGCCGGAGCCAGGAACGGUGAAAUGCAUGACCUGAAUGAGCUCAUUACAGCCAGCAUGCUGGAGGAGGAGAGGCAGCUGGAAGAGGAAGGUCAGGAAGAAGUGAAGAAGCUGAUGGAACAGGCCAAAAUGUUUUGGGAAAAAGAUUCGCGGGAAAUGCGUUAUAAGCGAUUGCAGCAUUUGCUGGAGAAGAGCAAUGUUUACUCCAAGUUCUUGCUGAUGAAGAUGGAGCAGCAGCAGCUGCAGGAACAGAAAAGGAAAGAGAAGCUUGAAAAAAAGAAAAAGUUGCUGGUGCAGGGAAAAAACUCGUCACUAGAAGAGACGAAAACAGAUUUAGCAUCCAAGAAAAGAGGAAGAGAAGAAGAAACAUACAGUAUUUCAGAUUACAUCUCAAAGGAGGAUAUUUUGUCAAGAGUCAAAAAGGCUAAAACGGAUGAAAAUCUUGACACCACGUACACUGAGAUAAGACUCGAGACUGAAGAUACAGAGAAGAACCAGGACUCCAAUUCUGCUAUCAAGGACAGGUUGACCCAAACGGUUCGCCACUACUCCCAGCAUCUCUGGGACCCAGUCAGACGGGUGGACGGCCAACCGGUUCCAUACCAACAACCCAAACUCUUCACAAAUGGAGUGAUGAGGUGGUACCAAGUGGAGGGCAUGGAGUGGCUAAGGAUGCUGUGGGAAAAUGGCAUCAAUGGGAUUCUGGCAGACGAGAUGGGCCUGGGGAAGACUGUGCAGUGCAUUGCCAUGAUCGCCUUGAUGGUGGACCGAGGGGUCCCGGGGCCGUUCUUCGUCUGCGGUCCUCUGUCUACGCUACCAAACUGGGUGUCCGAGUUCAAGAGAUUCACCCCGAAGAUUCCUGUGCUGCUCUAUCAUGGGAACCAAAAAGACCGUGUUGAAAAGCUACGCAAAAUUCGAAAGUGUCAGGGGUCUCUGCAAAUCAUGCCUGUGAUCAUCACUUCUUAUGAAAUUGCAAUGAGGGACCGCAGGUAUUUCCAGAAAUUUCACUGGAAAUAUCUAAUUGUGGACGAAGGCCACAGAAUCAAGAACUUGAACUGCCGCCUGAUUCAAGAACUAAAAAGAUUCAACACUGACAACAAGCUGCUGUUGACUGGAACCCCCCUACAGAAUAACUUGGCGGAGCUCUGGUCUCUGCUCAACUUCCUACUGCCUGAUGUGUUUGACGACUUGAAAAGUUUUGAAUCCUGGUUUGACAUUUCGAGCGUCACAGAAAAUGUUGAAGAUAUAGUUGCCAGUGAACAGGAACAAAGUGUUCUGCAUAUGCUUCACCAGAUCCUGACUCCAUUCUUGCUGAGAAGGUUGAAGUCGGACGUCACUCUGGAUAUUCCUCCAAAGCGGGAGGUUGUGGUUUAUGCACCUCUGAGCAAGAAGCAGGAGUCGUUCUACACGGCCAUAGUUAACAAGACCAUCUCAACGUUGCUAGGACAGGAGCCUGAACAGGAGAAGCCACAACUAACCUCAUCGGGUCGGCCAAAACGGCGAAGCAGGAAGGAAAUGAAUUAUACUGAGAGUUGCGAUGAUGCUGACUUGGAGAAAAUAAUUGCAGAGAUAGAGCAGCAGAAUAGCUGUGAACAGAGGCCUGUGUUGGAUGUAUAUGUUCCACAAGAUAAAGAAGUCCACUUGAAAUUGCAAAAUGUGUUGAUGUUACUCAGGAAGUGCUGCAACCAUCCUUAUCUAAUAGAGUACCCUUUGGAUCGCAGAACCCAGCAGUUUCAGAUAGACGAAGAGUUGGUGAAAAGUUCAGGAAAAUUUCUCAUUUUGGAUCGAAUGUUGCCAGAACUCAGCAAAAGGGGGCACAAGGUGCUACUAUUUUCUCAAAUGACCUCGAUGCUGGACAUCUUGAUGGACUACUGCUACCUGAGAGACUACAAGUACAGUCGGUUAGACGGAUCCAUGCCUUACACUCUGCGUGAGGAAAAUAUAAACAAUUUCAACAACGAUCCCGAAGUCUUCAUCUUUUUACUGAGCACUCGAGCUGGUGGUUUGGGCAUUAACCUGACGGCAGCAGACACUGUCAUUAUCUACGACAGUGACUGGAAUCCCCAGGCUGAUCUUCAAGCUCAGGACCGAUGUCAUCGGAUUGGCCAGACCAAACCAGUCGUGGUGUAUCGCCUGGUAACAGCCAAUACCAUAGACGAGAAGAUCGUGGAGAAAGCCACAGCCAAGAGGCGGCUUGAGAAGAUGGUCAUCCAUAAAAAUAAAUUCAAAGGGGGCAAGUCGGGCUUGAACCAGUCUCGGAACAGUCUGGAUUCUUCUGAACUGAUGGAGUUGCUGAAAUCUCGGGAUCAUGAAAGAAUUGUGAACGGAUCCUGUGAAAAAGUGAUCAGUGAUGCGGAACUGCGGGUACUCCUGGAUCGCAGUGAUCUAAUCAAGCAAGCAAAGAAACAGAAGUCGGAAAUGGAUAGCCAGACAGAUAAAGUUUUCAAAGUACUUAACGACGAUGAGGCGAAUGGGGAAAUCCAGCUGUGUGGCCUGUGAGCAUUGCUCAACCACACCUCUGCAGGCAGGAGAUGGUUACUAAUCCUACCCUGCAGGGAAUGGGUCAAUGUGAGGUGCUUUCUGAACUGCAUUCUUGGUCUUAUUGAUCUAACACGAUUCCCCGUUUCGAAGGGUUUUUUUUUAAAUACGGGGCUUAUUUUUUUGCUUCAUUUAACGUGGUUUUGUUUUGCACAGUGGGUUAUACAGGUGACAAUUUUUUGUUUAAUUUUUGAGAUUUAAUACUACCUGAUAUCCUUGAGGAAGGUUGGUUCCUAAUUCUUUGGGAGAAUAAAGAGUAGUUUUGUUUUCUUGCUUUGUUCACCUGUACAGUUUUUUGUUUAGUCCAUAAGUACAUGGGGUUGAUGCCUGCCAGGAUAUUUGCACAUUUAUUGCCAUGGCAGAGGCCCUGAGACAGGAUUUUGAACACCAGGAAUGCAUGUGAGCCUUCCUGAUGCAUUUAGCACCAGUCGGUCGGACUGUGUAUUUGUCAAUGUGUGUUUCUGUGAGUCGUGUUGUCUUCCUUGCCUCUAAAGGAGAAAUGGUAAACACCAAUUUUACCUUGUUUUAAAAGUAAAUUGGCACUGAGGAUGGCGUUGUUAGGUCUGGUUUCUCUCUUUUUCCCCUCCCCCUGACCUUUUUGACUCUGACUUGAAAAUCACAGAGUGCAAUUUUUUUUCUUUGUCCUGGGUUAAUGAUGGUGAAAUUUGAGAAAUUGAUGGCUGCAGGUUUUUUUUUCCUCUAGGGUUUUCCUCCCUCUUUUCCAAACCCCUCUGGGCGAUUUGUCGCUUUGAGUCGAAACCGCUAUUUGUUUAAUUUGCUCGCUUCUGUGAGGUGAAUCUUGUCACAUCCCCGGGCUCCUUCAGCUCCGACGGCUGGAGAUGGCAGUUGCGAUGGAAACGUUAACGAACGCUACGUUAACGAGCUCUACACACUCCUGCACCUGCUCUGCGUUGCAUGCUGUUGUGGGGGUGGGGU